Messenger RNA from Symbiodinium necroappetens, 494 nucleotides. NCBI's taxonomy places the organism in Eukaryota, Dinophyceae, Suessiales, Symbiodiniaceae. The record is from the annotation of a GenBank genome assembly.
AUGGAGGACGAUUUGGAUCGCUGGGAAGCGCGCAAGGCGCAAGAGGCCACAGAGCAGACGCAAUUUUCUGUGCCGCAGAGCAUCUACCUUUCCUGGAUAAGGCAAGAGCUCGACGACGAGCAAGCCUGCAUGGAGCUGCCCUUCAUGAUUCUGGUUGUGAUUUCAUUCACCUUGAUGGCGGUUCUGGCGCUGAGCCAGCAUGUGGUCCUGUCUGUCGAGCAGGCGAUUGAGCAAGACAUCAUGCAAAAUGCAAACUUUGCUUUCAACGAGUAUAUGGGGCACAAGACCCUUGUGGACGUGCACUCCUUCGGUGACUUCUGGUCGUGGCUUCGUUUGGGCUUUGUGCCCCUGGUGCUUCCCAGGGGCUGGGGAUAUUCGGAGCGCCGCGUUCCCGAUGUCACCAGUGUGUUUGGUCUCAGCGAUACGGCCGUGCAAGCGCCGAAUGCAUGGGAUUUCGAGAACAGGUACCGCGCCCCCGUCGCCGGUGAUUACCU